Messenger RNA from Exaiptasia diaphana, 1756 nucleotides. RefSeq names its product carbohydrate sulfotransferase 3. Gene Ontology annotation, biological process: sulfur compound metabolic process; N-acetylglucosamine metabolic process. The transcript has a single exon. The record is from RefSeq and is a predicted model, not a curated record. Lineage: Eukaryota; Metazoa; Cnidaria; Anthozoa; Actiniaria; Aiptasiidae. The coding region runs from base 66 to 1280 and encodes 404 amino acids. Gene Ontology annotation, molecular function: N-acetylglucosamine 6-O-sulfotransferase activity.
UUAGAAAUAGAGCUAUCUUCUUCUAUGUACUGGUGAUUCUAAUUGUCCUGGCCUAUUGGAUUUACAUGAGAAGCUCUGCAAACGGUAUUUUUCCGGAAGAAGGCUCAACCACACCGUCUGAAACAGGAACUCCAAAUCAAGAUAUCCAGACUAGAGAAAAACGAAAUCUGUUUAGGUCAGCAGAGGAUAAUUUUCCCGUAAAAGAAGACCAGAAAAAGCCUCGUAAAAACAUGAUAAUAUUUGCUCAUGGUCGUUCUGGAUCGUCAAUAACUGGUGAUAUUUUCAACCAUCAUCCAUCUGUGUUCUAUCUUCACGAGCCUCUACAAACAGUUCAACGAAUAUUUAAAAAACAAGAAAAAACCUCAGGUGUCACUUAUGCAAGACUAAUGGCAGAUAUCUUAAGAAAUAUUUUCCGUUGUAACUUCAGCGAAUCUAUCACUCAAGAUUUCAUGCAUUAUUACCACAAUUUUAAUCCAAGAUCUAGUAUGGCUCUUGGUUCUCCGCCCUUCUGUCCUUAUGACAUGACCGAUCCACGAUGGGAUCCAAAGACAUGUCCACCAUUGACAAGAGRAAGAUUGAGAAACGUUUGUAGAAAUAAUUAUGAAAUGACAGUCAUUAAAAUACUCAUUGAUCGAAUUGACGAGGCAAAUAUCAAAAAUGUACUUGCCGCUUGCAUAGAACCAGACAUUGAUUGCAAAGUCAUUUUUCUAGUCAGAGAUCCUAGAGCUAUAAUUGCUUCUUCUCGAAGUGUCGGGUUUUUUAGAGACGGCAAAAGUGAGGAAGGAAAGUGUGGUUUAAGACAGUACUCCAAGCAAAAUUGUCAACAAACCAAGGAAAACUUAGCUUCCAUUCAAAGYCUUUCUUCUUUUUGGUCUAAUCGUAUCAUGAUCCAGCGAUAUGAAGACUUUGCAAUCGAACCUUUGAAGGCUCUCUCAAAAUACUUCAAGUUCGCUGGGCUGCCAGAAAAAGAGAGCGUUAAACAAUGGUUGGAAAAAAGGACACAAGGAAGUAAUAACAAGGGUAUCCGCAAAGAAUGCAAACUCAAAGGCAAUUAUCACAGCUUUUGUACCAUUGACGACGCCAGACAAGCUGUAAAUCGCUGGAGAUUGAAGGUACCUUUUGAUGACAUUGUUAUUAUGGAGCAGUACUGCAGGCAAACCAUGAGCCUAAUGGGAUACACGUCCAUCAAUGGUUCUAGACAGUUAUUGUCCAAUUUAACUAUCCCAUUGUUUCAAGCAAACUAUAUUGAUAUGGAAAAAGGUGCAGCACGUUUAAAUUAAGUUAGCUAGUCAUAUCGUGUGCAUAGCACRUGUCAUUUGUUAUUAUUUAAGGUGGAAAAGUAGAAUUUAACAAGAUUAUGGAUUACGGCAAAGUUUUAGGCCSGGAUAGAUUAUAACGGUAGGGGUCAUCGCAUAUUAUGUUUCCUCAAUACGUUUCUCUAUAUUCAACCACCUCACUUUCUCAGAUACAUGCAAAACGGCUCCACUGAAGGUUAAUUACAGACCUAGAUAGUUGGUCAUUGAACAUCAACAAAGGACUAGUCAAUUCUGCAUUUUUUUUAGACCUUAAAAAUCUCAAAUUAUGUUUAAAACUUUAAACAAUUCUGCUCCGGAAUAUUUUUCGUCCAAAUUUACUAAUCGUAGCAAAACCUUAACAAUUAUAACCUUAGAAACAUAGAACAUAAAGUUUUCCUGUCAUUGCCGCGAACAAAUAGUCUCCUUCACGGUUCCCUGCGCCAUCUUGAAAGGUAGCCGUG